AUGGAAGGAGACUCUACACAGAAAACCGCCGCCCCAGUACAAUGUGCCAACAAUUGUGGAUUCUUUGGUAAUCCAUUGACAGCAAACUAUUGUUCAAAAUGUUACAGAGAUUUAUAUCCAAAGAAAGCGGAUGAAAAACCAGUCCAAGAACAAGCACAGACAGUUACAAGUUCAACCGAUCUCAAUGACAACACAUCCGAAUCAUCCGUCGAGGCAAAAAAGAUUCAGUCUGAUACAACCAAAUGUUUCAGUUGUUCAAAGAAAGUUGGUUUAUUGGGAUUCAAGUGCCGUUGUGAAUAUGUAUUUUGUUCCUCUCAUCGUUACUCUGAUAAGCACGAAUGUUCUUUUGAUUACAAAACAGCUGGAAAGGCUGCCCUCGCAAAGGCUAAUCCUGUUGUAUCGGGGUCAAAGAUAAACAAAAUUUAA
Messenger RNA from Heterostelium album PN500, 426 nucleotides. Its product is annotated as zinc finger A20 and AN1 domain-containing stress-associated protein. The coding region runs from base 1 to 426 and encodes 141 amino acids. Gene Ontology annotation, molecular function: DNA binding; zinc ion binding. The record is from RefSeq and is a predicted model, not a curated record. The transcript is spliced from 2 exons. NCBI's taxonomy places the organism in Eukaryota, Evosea, Eumycetozoa, Acytosteliales, Acytosteliaceae.